Messenger RNA from Vicia faba (fava bean), 930 nucleotides. The record is from the annotation of a GenBank genome assembly. NCBI's taxonomy places the organism in Eukaryota, Viridiplantae, Streptophyta, Magnoliopsida, Fabales, Fabaceae.
AUGGAUCCUAAUCAUUUUCAUUAUCAACAAACUAUGUUCAAUUACAUGCAAAAUAAUCAAAAUCCUAAUUCUCAAAAUGCUCAAAUUCCAUCGGUGUCAACAAACCCCGCCAUAUUUUUUCCGUCACCAAACAAUCCAAAUAUGUUUCCUAGCCCUCAAAUGAAUUCUAAUAGUAUGGAAUUUUUUUGUCAUGAACCAGAAAUACCGAUUGGAUUUAUCUGGGAUGAGGAUAUACUUCUUAUCCAAUCAUGGCUCAAUGUUUCAAAGGAUCCAAUUGUGGGAGUUGAUCAAAAGGCUGAGAGUUUUUGGGUAAGAGUCGCUGCCAAUUAUAACCAGUACCGUGGACAAUCGCGGGAAAAGGUAGGGGGACAAUUAAAAUGUCGAUGGCAUCGAAUAAAUGCCAUGGUUCAAAAAUUUGUUGGGUGUUACAAACAAGCUGUUAAUGGAAAGAAAAGUGGGACAUCGGAGAACGAUAUCAUGGCCUCUGCACAUGCUUUUUUUGCUCAGGAUCAAGGUACAACAUUCAAUCUUGAGUACACAUGGCGACUGUUAAAAGAUGAAUCUAAAUGGAUGGGAGAAUCGAUUGGAAGUUCUUCAAAAAUAACAAAGACUUCCGCUAGUGGGGCAUCAUCGGAGAACCCAGAUACACAUUCAAGUUAUGAGUUUGACUCAUCAUCACCAAUGGAGCGUCCAAUGGGACAAAAAGCAGCAAAAAGGAAGGGUAAGACAAAUAAUAUUCCAACUACAACGGAAGAUGCAAGGAAUAAAAGAACAACGACAAUGAAAAGACUAGUGCAAUGUAAGGAGGACGAGAUAGAAGUAAAGGUAAUGCCAAUCAUGAUGAAAGACACUUGUACUAUGAGCGAUAGUCAACGAGAUAUUCAUGAAAAAUAUUGUAAUAAGAUGAAAAAAAAUAUGGAAUGUAGUUAG